AUGACAAACUUGCUGAUCCCAUCAAAGGCAGUGAACCCUUAUAAAGUUGGUUCGGCUUGCAUAAGCAAGCAGAGAACUCCUGAGAACUUCCAAGUUGUGGAGGCGGUAACUGCAAUUGCCAACAGGAAAAGAAAGAUAGGUUGUUGUGCUGCACUGGUGCUUUCUGGUAUGAUGGUUGUUAGUGCUGUUGGGUCUGUUAGGAGGUUGUUAGCAGUCUCAGCUCAACAGUGGCUGAGACCUCCGUUACAGGUUGUGUUUGAAAAGGUAGCCUCUCGCGUUUUGAAAGAGGUUGCCAAUCGUUGUGGAUUCAAGGAUGAGAUCCAGAAGCUCCAACGUUCUUUGCGGAUGAUCCAAGCUGUUCUCGAAGAUGCAGAAGAGCGGCAAGCUGCUGAUAAAGCAUUGAAGUUGUGGUUAACUGAGCUUAAAGAGGUAGCUUAUGAUGCUGACGACUUGCAUGAAGAAUUUGCCCCGGAGGCCAUGCUGCUAGAAAAUGGAAACACUUUUACUAAGCAGGUCAGCAAUACCAUCCCCUCUUUGAAUCCUGUUAUAGCAUACCUCAGAAAAUUGCCUGAGCUAACGCAGAUAAGGAAGAGACUAGACGUGUUAUUGGAAGAAAGGUCUUGUUUCAAGCUCAAGGAAAAAGUUGGUGAUAAAGAUAAAAGUGGACAGAAAAGAGAGACUGGGUCAUUUGUGGUUGAACCUGAAGUAAUUGGACGGGAAGAAGAUAAAGAAAAGAUAAUACAGAUAUUAUUGUUAACUACUGAGAGAAGAGCUGGCAGAUUUGUGUCUGUUAUUCCCAUAAUGGGUUUAGGGGGCAUUGGUAAAACUACUCUAGCUCAAACAGUCUAUAAUGAUGAGAGGGUGAUGAGAAACUUUGAGCUGAGGAUGUGGGUCUCUGUCAAUGAUGAUUUCGGUGUGAGAAAAAUUCUUAACUUGAUGAUGGAAUCUGCAAAUAGGAGAAGAUGUGAUGAUCUCCUGGGAAUGGAUGCUCUUCAGUUUCAAUUACGAGAUUUGUUAUUGGACAAGAGAUAUUUACUUGUAUUGGACGAUGUAUGGAACGAGGAUGAGGAUGAAUGGGAAAAGCUUAAAACGUUGCUGAAUUUUGGUGCAGAGGAAAGCAAAGUUAUAGUCACAACGAGAAGUGCAAAGGCUGCAGAAAUAGUUGGAACAGUGUCUUCUCACCAUCUGGAGGGUCUAUCCGAUGAUGAAUGUUGGACUUUGUUCAAACAACGUGCCUUUUCUCAUGGCCAACAGGACAAGGACAAUCCAAACUUGUUCCCUAUUGGGAAACAAAUAGUGAAGAAGUGUGGGGGAGUUACUCUCGCUGCAAAGACACUGGGUGGUCUAAUGCGCUCCAAAAGAGAGCCAACAGAGUGGCUCUGCAUGCAGGAGAGUGAUAUGUGGAAUGUUUGUGAAGAGGAAAAUGGGAUAUUGCCAGUCCUAAGGCUGAGCUAUAGUCGUUUGCCCUCACAUCUAAAAGGGUGCUUUAUGUAUUGCUCAAUAUUUCCCAAAAAUUAUGUCAUUAAGAAAGAUAAGUUAAUUCAUCUUUGGAUAGCAGAAGGCCUGAUUCAACAGAUUGAGGAAAGAAAAUCUUUAGAGGAGAUCGGAAAUGAAUACUUCCAUGACUUAAUGUGGAUGCUUUUCUUUGAAGAUGUGAAGAAAAAUGAAUUUGGAGAUGUAAUAGAAUGCAGAAUGCAUGGUAUUAUUCAUGAUCUUGCAAAAUCUGUUGCAGGAGAAGAGUACUUUGUAUUUGAAGGUGGAUGCAUGCCAAGAAAUUUGCUAAACUGCGAAGCCUUGUACGAGGCUAAGAAGUUGCGAACUCUCAUUUUGUUGUAUCCAAAAGGUGGUCUUGGUGAAGUCCCAACUAAGUUGUUCUCAAGUUUCAAGUAUCUUCGAGUCCUAGAUUUGGAUAACUUCCAUAGACAUAGAAGUCUUCAGACAUUACCAUUGUUCAUUGUGGCAAAUGAGGCUAAUUUCAGGGGGAAUGCUAAUCUCAUGGACCUGAGUCGUCUGCAGCUCAAAGGAGAGCUGACAGUUAGAAAACUGGAGAAUUCUCUGGAGAUCAGUGAAUGUCAUAGCCUUUCUGCUCCACCCCCGAUUAUAUCCGAGUUAAUCUCCCUUAAACAUUUAUCCAUUGAGAACUGCAGUAACAUAAGCUUGUUAGCAAUUGAACUUCGACAUCUUAGCUCUCUCGAACAUUUAACCAUAAUAUAUUGUCCAAGUUUGGUUUCUUUGCCAAAUGAGUGGCAAAACCUUUCCAUGCUGAGGAGUUGGUGCAUUUUAAGUUGUCCACAGCUAUCAUUUCUGCCUGAUAGUAUUCAAUAUGUCAGGACACUGCAAAAUCUGGAAUUCCAUGCUUGUCCUGGCUUAAAUGCGUUGCCUGAGUGGAUAUUAAAUCUUUCACUUCUAAGAUCUUUGGCAAUAUCAGAUUGUCCUAAAAUCACAUCACUUCUAGACAACCUUCAAUGUCUCAGCAAUCUCCAGCGCCUUUCUAUUCAAGAAUUCCCUAGGUUUGAAGAACAUUACAAGAAAAAUACAGAUAAGCCAUUCAGUAUACUUCUUGGCGAAGUUCCAUUCCUUCUUGAUUCUGCCUUGAAACUUUUACGUUAUCUCUGCUAUUCUAAUGUGUUUGACGCUACUGGGAAAGAGUUUCUUAGUGUCAAUGUAGCCAGAGCAGGGAACUCUCCUGUUGAAACCCCACCAGAAUUCCAAAAUAAAGGAAAUCUACCUUUGCAUUCCCCAUAG
Hibiscus syriacus is the source of this 2745-nucleotide messenger RNA. RefSeq names its product putative disease resistance protein RGA1. The record is from RefSeq and is a predicted model, not a curated record. The transcript has 8 exons. Gene Ontology annotation, molecular function: ADP binding. The coding region runs from base 1 to 2745 and encodes 914 amino acids. Gene Ontology annotation, biological process: defense response to other organism. NCBI's taxonomy places the organism in Eukaryota, Viridiplantae, Streptophyta, Magnoliopsida, Malvales, Malvaceae.